AUGAAAAUAUUUAAUAAGUGUUUUUUUUAUACUUAAUACUUAAAGAUAUAUUUAGAGAUAAAAUAAAAGAUUUAUUGUUUAAGGUUGUUAAAACUUUUUAGUAAGUAAAGAAGUAAUAAUUUAAAAAGUUUCUUUUACGAUCCACUUAACUUGAAAAUUAAUUUAUUUUACUUGAGUCAUUUAGUUUAAUUUUUGCUGACUUCCCAAUUAGCAAAUUCAGUUUUGAUUUUCGUUUGCUGACACGCAUCAAUGAGACCUACUUACGACAAGAAAAAUUUGUUAAUUCAUUGUGACCUAAAUCCGUGUAUUAUCAAUCUUAAUUAACAUAAAAUUUAUUUACAAAACCAUAUCUAGGCACAUAUUAUGUUAAAGUUGAGAUUCAAUAAAAUUAAUUUUCUUAUAUGUAAUAAAACUAAUACAGCAAAAAAGACAUUAAAAGUGAACGAAAAGAAUAUUUCGUCCAUGCAACAUUGCCAUGUGCGCAUGCUUGUCUCUUAAAGAGAAAAAGAAUAAAAGGAUGAAAUUCAUGAGUCGUUUCAUUGUUGAGUAAGAACUAUUGGAUUGAUAAGAGCGCAAAGAGAAUCAAUUUUAUUUUUUCCAGAUGUGAUAAUUUUCAAAACUUUGGAGUUUUUUAAUGACAGAACAGAGGAGUGUACGAUUAAUUAAAAUGAAUAUAUUUUUCUCAAGUUUUGUUAUGUACAUGAUAUUACUUGCAAAUACUGUCGAGAUUUUGACAGAGAAUAAUGAUGGAAAAUUGUCUGGAGUAAUAUUAUCGAAAGAAGAAUUGCAAUCAUACUUCCGAGUAAAAAGAGCCACAUCUGACGAUGCAAGAUCUGAAUUGAUAAAUCGUGAAUUCGACAAAAUAAUUGAAUUUAUCAAUGUUUUGGACGAAGUGGAUAAUUUUAUUUAUGAUAAGACAAAAACUUUUGUUCGCAAACUGAAUGCAAUGUACGACGUGGAUGAGACCGAAAGAUACCACAAAUCUCGUUCUAUAUCAAAUCCUAAUAUUAAAUAAUUUAAAUAAUAAUUAACGUUGUAAAACAUUAAGAAUUUGUAAAUUAAUUAAUCUUUUUCGUAUUGUAUAAUUGUAAAAUGUGCAGUUUGUACGCAUUAUAUAUUAAACACUAAACAUUUAGACACAAUUGAUAAUAAGAGUGAACUAAUAAAUUUUUAGUCUUUAAAUAUCCCAGAAAGAAUCCGAAAUUUCAGAUCUAAAAUGUUUGACGAAUAUUGUACAACUAUAAAUUGAAUGAUUGAAAUAUACACACCGACAUUGAUUUAGAUUCUA
Molecule: messenger RNA, 1288 nt
Organism: Ooceraea biroi (clonal raider ant)
Lineage: Eukaryota; Metazoa; Arthropoda; Insecta; Hymenoptera; Formicidae
Source: RefSeq, a predicted model, not a curated record